Molecule: messenger RNA, 498 nt
Organism: Priapulus caudatus
Lineage: Eukaryota; Metazoa; Priapulida; Priapulimorpha; Priapulimorphida; Priapulidae
Product: ankyrin repeat domain-containing protein 50-like
Exons: 1
Molecular function (GO): protein binding
Source: RefSeq, a predicted model, not a curated record
GUCGCCAUGCCGAAGAGCGGGGAGACACCGCUGAUGAUGGCGGCGUGGGAGGGCGAGGAGGCGAUGGCGCGGAUGCUGCUCUCACACGGCGCCGACGCCAACUCUGCAGACUCGAAAGGACAUACCUCCCUGUACCACGCAGCUUGCUUUGGCCGGCUGGACAUCGUGCGCCUGCUACUGGAGGCCGGCGGCAACGCCGCGGACUCGUACGGAGUGACCUCCUUGCACAUCGCGGCUCGCUGUGCCUUGCUGGACAUCGUGCGCCUCCUACUGGAGGCCGGCGUCGACGCCAAUGCCGCGGACUCGGACGGAAAGACCUCCUUGGACAUCGCGGCAAGCCACAGGGAACCGGACAUCGUGCGCCUGCUACUGGAGGCCGGUGCAGAUCCAAACGUCGCCUGGACGCAGAGCGGGGAGACGCGGCUGAUAAGGGCGGCGAGGCAGGGCGAGGAGAGAGUGGUGCCGAUGCUGCUCUCACACGGCGCUAAUGCCAAUGCC